AUGGCCUAUGACCAGGAAAAGAAAAUUACGGUAAGUAGGAAUACAUUUUCCUUUUUCCUGGCCAUAUCCAAAUUAAGUGCAGGCGGCUGUGGCGGGGUUGGCAUAUUUGCCUUACACAUUUGCAAAAUAUUUUUAAUUCUCAGGUAGAAGAAUAGUUCCCUGGGCAUUAAAAAGAAUUCGGCCUGAACUUGGGGAAAAUUCUUUAACUUAUCAGUAGUAAAGAAACUGUUUACUGUGCUGAUGCCUCUGCUGGACCAAGAUUACAAGGGGAGAUCUGGAGAGAGCGCUGUCAGUGCAGCCAAAGGUAGCCGACAUGAGAAGUGAGUAGGGGUCUAGUACUCUCUGUGACCAGAUACGCCAAGAGUGUAGUAAAGUUUUAGAGCAUAGUAAGGUGGGACUAGUUAAGGGUAGUGGUGCCCUCACCCAGAUCAUGUUUAUCAUAUUGCUUGGGUGUAACAAGCAUUCUAAAGGGACAACCAAGGUGGCCCUGUGUACUCAUUGGGUUUAGUAAUAAGACGUACACAUUGUGCUAGUAGAGUUAACCUGUAGUAGGCAUUGAUAUCUGGCACGCCCAAGCCACCCCUAGAGUAGGAAAGACUCCGUUUUCAACUCGCUAUUCGUGGGGGUUUUCUCUUCCAAAUGUGCAUGUUUAUCGCAGACUAAAUUUUGGUCGGUAGUGUAAAUGGUAUUGUGCGAAACAAGUAAAGAAUGUGCAGAAGGAUCAUCAUUUUUAUCGAGCUAUAACGACGUGUUCUUAAUUAUUCAGAAAUGUAUAAAUAUAAAAAUAUGUAUAAAUAUAAAUGUUCCAGCUCAAUGUUUUAUGAUAUGGUUCAGACACAUGGCAUUUCUAUUUAAUAAAACUUUUUGCAGUUACAACAGGAAAAAAUUAAAAUAAAAAAAAGAUACACCGCAUACGAUAUCCAUCUGUACAUUGCAUCAGGAAGCAGCUCCAGUCGGAUACAGCACUGCCCAGCACAAAGGGACAUACAGCCAUUACAGGACAUCACAGCAAGAUGUAUUUCUAUUAUAGUACAGAUUACAGUACAGCACACAAAUAAAACCAAAGAGAUAUAAGAUAAACAAUAAAAAAAACAAUAUCCUUUACAUAUUAAAUAAAAAAUAAAAUAAAAAAAAACAGCAUAGGAGACAUAAGAGGAAAAAGAGGGGGUGGAUAAGCAAGAGAAGUGAUAAUGGGAAGAGGGGGGUCGAGGAGACAAAGAAGACAACGGAACCAAACAGAGCAAGAAAUAAGAGUACAAGAAAAAUCUUGGCCAGCCUGAAAGUCCUCUGAGGUAGUGGAUACAGGUCAGUGUGUCUAAGUCACUGUGUAUCUGAGACACAUGGCAUUUAACACCUCCACAUUACUGUCUCCCACGCUAGUUUCACAAUAACUUAGUGCAUUAAAUACUUAGUAUUUUUAAAAUUGUUUUGAUGAACUUGUAUUUAGUAAAACUAUUACUUUGAAUCACUCUUCCUGUGCAUAUAUAUAUAAUUUUAAUUUAAACAGCAAUAUAAGGCAUUUGGAGACAUGGCUAAGGACCUGGUGUACCUGGUGACAGGAGGAUGCGGGUACAUAGGAGAACACAUUGUCCGAUUGUUGGUCGCAGAGGACUAUGUAAAGGAGGUGAGGGUUUUUGACAUCCGUGAAGUGGAUCACAUCAAAAACCUCAGCACAGGUAAAUAAUUAUCAUAUUAACUUAAGGAUAUCGAUUAUAUUUGGACAUGUGUCUAUCCCUUCACUAGCACAUCCUUUUUAUUUUACAACAUGUGGCUGGUGUACAUCCCUGGAACCAAAAUGGCAUUGCAGUGCACUCCGUGUCCCAUAUGUCCCUCUCCUCCUUGUGUGUCAUUCACAGGGUUAUACAUUUUAAAAGCAAGUGCAAAAUACUGUUAUAUGUGAAACUCGAAGCUAUAAGUGAGUCAUAUACCCAUGACUAUAUAGUCACAGUGUGGCUAUUUCUGCCUGAAUUUUGCAUUUGAGUUUUGAUGUAAUUCUAAUACUCCUUUACACUGUCUCUUCCCCAUUCCAAUCUCCUUUAUGUGUAAAUAUUACAUUUCCUCCUUUUCUCUUAAUUCUAUAUCAGCUUUUUAUUUCCAAAUCCUUUUUCCACUUCGUAUUGUCCCUUUUAAACUUAGUCUCUUGGUCCUGUAUUUCUACCUUUACAUUUCUUAUUGAUUCCUCUCAGGGCCAGACUGGGGAUACGAAGCAGCCCUGGAAAAAAAUCUAUGCCAGCCCCAUAAGUCAUUGUGCUAUGUAGGGUGAAUAUAUAUAUAUAUAUAUAUAUAUAUAUAUAUGCAAUUAAAAUAGUUGGCUGCACUCUCGGAUUUCCUUAAAACGUAACUUUUAUUGAAAUAUUUAAGAGAAGAUCAACGUUUCAGUCCCUCUUGUGGACUUUCAUCAGGAUCAUGAUGAAAGUCCACAAGAGGGACUGAAACGUUGAUCUUCUCUUAAAUAUUUCAAUAAAAGUUACGUGUUAAGGAAAUCAGAGAGUGCAGCCAACUAUUUCAAUUGCCUGGAUAUUGGAGCCCUGGUGAUGCACCCGGUCACACAACUUUGAAGCCUGCAAGAGUGCAAGGUACAACAGCUUUUUAUAUAUAUAUAUAUAUAUAUAUAUAUAUAUAUAUAUAUAUAUAUAAUUUUUUUUUUUUUUUUAUUGAUACAUUUCUUCUUCUAAUUCAAAAUUUUAGUUCUUUCAGGGUAAUUAAAUAAUACAGUAAAGCAUACUCAGACACAGACAAUCUUAUUGAUGCACACAAAUAGGCUUAUUGACCGACAAUCUCAAUGACACACACACACACAGACAAGGUUACUGACACACACAUACAUUUAGUACAGACAGACUCUAAUACACAGACAGACAAAGCUCACCGAUGCGCACACACUCUCCCUACAGACAAGCCCAUUGACACACACAUGCUCCCUACAGAAGAGCUCACUGACACACCCAUACUCCUUACAGACAACCUCACUAACACGCACACACACAUAUGAUCCCUACAGACAAUCUCAGUGACACACAUACAAGCUCACUCACUAGCAGGCGCACACACACAUACACACACACACAAACUCACUAGCAGAUGCGCGCGCACACACACACACACACAAGCUCGCUCGCUCACUAGCAGAUGCGCGCACACACAUAAAGACAUCCACACACACAGAGGCAGACAGUCACUGACACCGAGGCAAACAUUCACACAUACAGAGACAGGCAGACAGACACACACACACACUGGCAGUCACACACACACACAUAUACAGGCAGACAGUCACACGCAGACAGUCACACACACAGGCAGACAGUCACACACAGACACACUAACCUGCUUCUUACCUCCCCAUCCCUUGGAGCUCCUGGAGGCUGGUUGUUGGGGAAGCAGGGACUCCUUCCUGCUUCCCAUGCAGCAGUUACCAGGGCCCCUGCCGCACGCUAGCUCCGCCCCACUGCACGCUAGCUCCACCCCGCCGCAAUAUUUUUUUUUAAAAUGAUCCCGGCCAGCCAUGUGUGAGCUGUGCCGGCCGCCUGGCUCCCCCUGCUCCCAUGGGGCCCUGGCUGGCCGCAGAGCUCACACAUAGCCGGCCGGGAUUACAGGAGCCUGAUCACUGAUUAGGGCUGUCAGCCCAGCCCCAGGUGCCGCGGUCCACCGGGAAAUUUUCCGGUAUCCCGGUGGGCCAGUCCAGCCCUGAUUCCUCCUGUCAAGCACAUUGUGCAUGAUUUUGUCCCAGCAUGGCAAUGUUUUUAUCCCUUGAGGUAAGAGUGCCUCCAGGGGUCCUCUGGCACCAUAACAACUUAAUUUAGAUUGUUUUGGUGUCUGGAGUGUCUCUUUAAGUGUGGAGGGUUUUAACCACUUAAAGACCAAGGAUUUUUUUUAGCUUUUAAUGUGUUUGUGACCAAGGCCUUUGUGACACUUUUGUCCUGUCAAACUUUAUGUAUACAUAAUGCAAUAUUAAAUAUAAAUAAGCUAUUUAAAGGACCACUCCACAGCCAUAAAGCCCUUCAGCUUGCUAAAUUGCUUUAUUGGUGGGGAGUAUCUUUAUAAAAGUGCAGAUUUGUAUAAGAAAGCAGCACUUUUAUUAUUUAAUAAUGGAACACCCUCCUGGCUGUCCAUCAUACAGCCAUGGAGGUUUCCUGCCUACUUCUUUUUCUUCUGGCACCAUAACCACUGCAACAGGCUGUAUUAGUUAUAGUGCUUGGAGUGUUCCUUUAAACCACGGGUCAGCUUGCAAACUUGUUCACCACGUUAUUUUAGUCCCCAGUAUUUGCAAAGUGCUCCAUACAGUUAUCAGUUACAGGUAACUGUCCAAAAAAUAAUGUACUGUAUCACCAUUGCCUUCCAGGGUAAAACACUGUUAUUGCUAUAGACUUUGUUGUUAUUGUAGCUUCCACCACUGUUACAUUGGUUAAAGGAGACAUCACAGACUAUAAUCACGUUCUUAAAGCCACUGCUGGAGUCGAUGUUGUAAUACACACCGCCGCCCUUGUGGAUUUCUUGAACACAUCACCUUAUCACAAAAUGGAAGCUAUCAACGUUGGAGGUGAGAUUUCCUUUUUAUUUUUAUUUUUUAUUAUUAUUAAUUAUGGAAACAUUAUUCCUAAAUUAGAUUUCAUGCAGCCAACCGAUGACGACACAUUAUAUUAAUUCUCAUAAAAGUUCACAUGAGAUUUGUAAACUCGCCAACAUUAAAACCCCAUCACUCCUAAAAUCACUCCAGGUUAGAAUUCUUUCUCCAUAAUUAGGAAAAAAAACGGUAUCGUGGUCCGACUGCUACACUUUCAUCUCACUUUGCCAAGAUGAAAAUGGACAAAACAAUGAUUAAUAAAGUUGAAAUCACCUACAAAAAUCACAGGCAGAAUCUUUGUCUCAAACUGCACCCUCUGUAUCUUUAAGGCAGCAUUUUACUGUAUUCAGUUGUCCUGGCCUUAAAUGAAGUAUAAAUUAUCAAUAUUGAUACAAAACUCCCUUUAAAAUGUUUCACAGGAACAGAGAACAUCAUAAAAGCUUGUUUGGCUCUGGAUGUCACCUACCUUGUAUAUACCAGCUCCAUAACAUCUGUGGGACCUAAUACACGUAAUGAACCCAUGUUAAGGUGAGAGGUUACUUAGCAUCUAGUGUCCAAAUAUGUAGUAAUUUGGCAUUAUAUUUAUCUCUACUUUUCUAUGUUGAGUAUUUUUCCCACUAAGGGGAUGUAUGCCUUAUAAUUACGAACAAGUAGUGGUAUAUAAUGUUAUAUUUUGAGCUCUACUAGGUAUAAGCAAGUCCUUUAUGUCUCUAAUUCUCUAUUGUUAUUGUUAUCUUUAUUGAUAUUAGUCUGCAGUCACAGAUAUUGACCUAUCAAGGAUUAUAUAUUAAAGUCUAAACCAGUGAACUCCAGUGCUUAUCUCUAGAGACAUUAGGAAGGGAGGUUUGCUAUUUGGCACUUAUUUUCAACUUCCGUCUGACCCAUUUGUUAGUAUUUUCUACAAUUGUAUUUCCUCACUGUAUAUAUCUCUAUUAUUAUUAUUCAUUAUUCCAGUGGAUACUCAUAUAUUUGUUAUUUUGAGUAUCUUAUAGAAUAGGUUUACACUCCUAGAAGUUGAACUGGAACAGCAUACAAUAAAUCCCCCCCAAGAACGAGACAAGGCUCCGUGUUGAGGGUCAAGCAGUGAACAGACAGAGCUGUGGGUUUAUUGUUAUUAUAUGCACAUUCUUACACAUUAGUACCAUCCACAGGGUUUUGUAAAACAACCAAUAAACGUACAUUACACUCAGACACUCCCACACAAAAUCCUCCCCUCUGCCUGUGAUACAAUUACCUUACACAAUGGGUUAAUGUAAUUAUCACAGGCAGAGAAAUACAGUUUUUCCACAUUAUUCAUAACUUUAAAAGUAUGCAUCACAUUCACAUAAAACUUACAUUUUCAGAAUCAGCAUAAUACAAAUAUAUGUCAAAAUCAUCUAAAUUGGUCCAUUGGUUCAAAAGAUAGAUCGAAGUCCUUUGUGACCAAAGGAAGCAUGGCUUUUCUGCCCAAAACCAGUUCCAGAGAGUCUUCUAUCCUGGAGAUAAUUGGGAAGUAAUCCAAUUAUCUCCAAGGACAGAGGCAAAACUCCAUUAAAGGACCACUAUAGUGCCAGGAAAACAUACUCGUUUUCCUGGCACUAUAGUGCCCUGAGGGUGCCCCCACCCUCAGGGACCCCCUCCCGCCCGGCUCUGGAAGGGGAAGGGGUAAAAACUUACCUUUUUCCAGCACUGGGGCUCUCCUCCUCCGAUCCUCCUUCUCUCCUCCCGUCGGCUGAAUGCGCACCGCGGAAGAGCUGCUUGCGCGCAUUCAGCCGGUCGCAUAGGAAAGCAUUAUCAAUGCUUUCCUAUGGACGCUGGCGUGCUCUCACUGUGAUUUUCAUCGACGGCAGGAGCCGCGCGCGCAUUCAUCUGGUCGCAUAGGAAAGCAUUUACAAUGCUUUCCUAUGGACGCUUGCGUGCUCUCACUGUGAUUUUCACAGCGAGAAGCACACAAGCGCCUCUAGCAGCUGUCAAUGAGACAGCCACUAGAGGGAAUGGGGGAAGGCUUAACCCAUUCAUAAACAUAGCAGUUUCUCUGAAACUGCUAUGUUUAUAAAAAAAAAUGGGUUAACCCUAUUAACCCUAGCUGGACCUGGCACCCAGACCACUUCAUUAAGCUGAAGCGGUCUGGGUGCCUAGAGUGGUCCUUUAAGCACAUGGCAGUAAAAAGACCGUAAAAUACAAUAAAAUACACAAGGUUAAAUUUAUUACAUAAAAUACAGACAUGCAUAUCCCCAGAUAGCUUAGGUCUGAGCGGACAUUAUUACUGAAUGGGGAUCAGACCACACACAUACAGUUCAAUUGCCAUGGAGCCAAAGUCUUUUCUUACACGAAUAGGCUCCAUGGCAUAGCUAUCUGUGUUAAAUGAGUUCAUUCAGUAAAUCCGAGAAUCUACCGAACGCCAGGGCAGAAAUACGUGAAUAAACCUUUCUGCAUAGGAAAAUGAAGUAUUUAAAUGCCGGUCCAUAGUCAAAAGGCAGCAGGCAGGCAACCAGGCUCCUCCAAUGCACAGUGGCAAGAUUGGUCUCGUCACAUGUACACUAUUAUAAAUUAACCUAGUUACAACCCCUUGGCUUUCAGUCAAACAACUAGUCCUGUUGCUUCCUGGUUAUUUAGUUCAGUGGAGCUAAACUCAUGAAGCAGCAAUUGACCGGAACACCUGCGUUGCAAAGACAUCUCAUUGAGCUGCGUUGGGAAGUCUGUGAUUGGACAGCCACAGAAAAUCUGUGAGGGGUUAGAAGGGGAGGGCUUGUAAAGGCUGCAGACAAGAUAAUGCAUAAUUAAAUGCAUGCAUGUUUUCAUCUGGAGUAUAUAUACUAAACAGUGAUUUAUCUUUUUAUUUGGGAAGUGGAGUAUCCCUUUAAUAGUCCUCACCAUUUAUUUUUUUAUUUCAAGAAAAAUUGGAGUGGCCUUGCCCCACCUGCCACUAAUGAUCAACCUCCAUUUUAUCAUAGCUUGUUAAAAUACAGAUUAAACAGUAACCUUGUAACACUUUGAAUAAAGCAUAAUUUGGCUGCCCUUUGGACAGAUAUUUUGAAAGUUAUUGCUGUCAGUUUACUAUUCCACACGUAAUGAAAACUGUCUGAGUAUUAUGAAGCAAUAAAAAUUGCAUGUACACACACGUUCCACAGCAAUACAUUCCACAAACUGCACAUGUGAGAAUAUAGUAGUGAUGCCGGCUUUGUAGACAGCAGGAUCAAGAUGGCUGUGCCCAGGAGGGACCGGUUCAGGUAAGUAAAUCUCACCGUUACCUGACCACACUGGCCACUGGACCAUCACAAUUGGGGGUCUUUGUGAAUUUCCCCUGACAGUGACAGUGCCGCAUGUUGCAAGGUGGGGUAUCCAUGGAUCGGAUUUAUUGUUCCAGUACAUCCCACAGAUACUCAAUCAGAUUGCAAUCUACUGAAUUUGGAGGUAAUGGCAACACCUCUUUGUCAUGUUCCUCAAACCAUUCCUGAACAGGUUUUGUAGUGUUGCAGGGUGCGUUAUCUCGCUGAAAGAGGCCAAUGCCAAUAGGGAACAACGUUGCCAUGAAGGGCAAUGGCCUCUUCAAUUCUCCCAUUGCUCCCAUUGCUCCCUGGUCCAGUUCUGGCACUUACAUCCUCAUUAAAGGUGCUUUUGGCAAUAGACAGGGGUCAUCAUGUGCACUCUUACUGGUCUGUGGCUACACAGCCCCAUACGCUGCAUACUGUGAUGCACUGUGUGAUCCGACACCUUUUAUCAUGGCCAGCAAAGACAGGCUAGCCUUCCCUCCCCACAUGCAUCAAUGGGCCUUGGGUGCCCAUGACCAUGAUGGCAGUUCACCAGUUGUCCUUCCUUGCACCACUUUUAAUAUGUACUAAACACUGCAUACCGGGAACACGCAAGACAAGACACAAGACUUGCCAUUUUGUAGAUGCUCUGGCCCAGUCAUCUAGCCAUCAUUAUUUGGCCCUUGUCAAAGUAACACAGAUCUUUUCACUUGCCUUUUUUUCCUGCUUCCAACACAUGAAAUUCAAGAACUAACUGUUCAUUAGCUGCCACAUAUCUCACCCCUGACAGGUGCCAUUGUAAUGAUAUAAUCAGUGUUAUUCACUUCACCUGUCAGUGGUUUUUAAUGUUGUGGCUGAUCAAUGUAGGUAAUUUGGAGUAUUUCUCAACUCAUGCUUGUGUGUGAUUGUAUGUAGAUUGGAUUAAUCAUACAUAGCCAAUAUAUAUGUAAGUACCCCAAAAUGUGGACAGUGCUAAACAUUACACACAUACAAACAAACACACAGAUACACACAGACACAUAGGUACACACAUUAAAAAUUUAGCCACCCAGCAGUUUCUUACCUUCAGUUGGCUAUGGCUGGUGGGAGUUGGGGUCUGCUCUCCUGGUUUGGCUACAUCCUCGGGGCUCCUGUCUCCCAUUCGUCUCGGUAUGGUAUGUUAUAGCUGGGAGGAAGUAAGAGGCUGUCACUUUCUCCCAGCUCUUCCUGCGGAAAGAAGGGGCCCAGUCGCACUGUUAAAGCGUUGCAGCGCACGACCGGGCCCCUCAUUGAUAUUUUGAUACUAACAUUUUUUUCCACUAGACUAGCAACUUAGAUAUGCACUUUUUCUCCAUUGAUAAUUUUUUUACUUGGCUGCCAAUUGUAAAUCCAUAGUUCUUAUGCAAAUCUGACUACAGGGAGUGCAGAAUUAUUAGGCAAAUGAGCAUUUUGACCACAUCAUCCUCUUUAUGCAUGUUGUCUUACUCCAAGCUGUAUAGGCUCGAAAGCCUACUACCAAUUAAGCAUAUUAGGUGAUGUGCAUCUCUGUAAUGAGAAGGGGUGUGGUCUAAUGACAUCAACACCCUAUAUCAGGUGUGCAUAAUUAUUAGGCAACUUCCUUUCCUUUGGCAAAAUGGAUCAAAAGAAGGACUUGACAGGCUCAGAAAAGUCAAAAAUAGUGAGAUAUCUUGCAGAGGGAUGCAGCACUCUUAAAAUUGCAAAGCUUCUGAAGCGUGAUCAUUGAACAAUCAAGCGUUUCAUUCAAAAUAGUCAACAGGGUCGCAAGAAGCGUGUGGAAAAACCAAGGCGCAAAAUAACUGCCCAUGAACUGAGAAAAGUCAAGCGUGCAGCUGCCACGAUGCCACUUGCCACCAGUUUGGCCAUAUUUCAGAGCUGCAACAUCACUGGAGUGCCCAAAAGCACAAGGUGUGCAAUACUCAGAGACAUGGCCAAGGUAAGAAAGGCUGAAAGACGACCACCACUGAACAAGACACACAAGCUGAAACGUCAAGACUGGGCCAAGAAAUAUCUCAAGACUGAUUUUUCUAAGGUUUUAUGGACUGAUGAAAUGAGAGUGAGUCUUGAUGGGCCAGAUGGAUGGGCCCGUGGCUGGAUUGGUAAAGGGCAGAGAGCUCCAGUCCGACUCAGACGCCAGCAAGGUGGAGGUGGAGUACUGGUUUGGGCUGGUAUCAUCAAAGAUGAGCUUGUGGGGCCUUUUCGGGUUGAGGAUGGAGUCAAGCUCAACUCCCAGUCCUACUGCCAGUUCCUGGAAGACACCUUCUUCAAGCAGUGGUACAGGAAGAAGUCUGCAUCCUUCAAGAAAAACAUGAUUUUCAUGCAGGACAAUGCUCCAUCACACGCGUCCAAGUACUCCACAGCGUGGCUGGCAAGAAAGGGUAUAAAAGAAGGAAAUCUAAUGACAUGGCCUCCUUGUUCACCUGAUCUGAACCCCAUUGAGAACCUGUGGUCCAUCAUCAAAUGUGAGAUUUACAAGGAGGGAAAACAGUACACCUCUCUGAACAGUGUCUGGGAGGCUGUGGUUGCUGCUGCACGCAAUGUUGAUGGUGAACAGAUCAAAACACUGACAGAAUCCAUGGAUGGCAGGCUUUUGAGUGUCCUUGCAAAGAAAGGUGGCUAUAUUGGUCACUGAUUUGUUUUUGUUUUGUUUUUGAAUGUCAGAAAUGUAUAUUUGUGAAUGUUGAGAUGUUAUAUUGGUUUCACUGGUAAUAAUAAAUAAUUGAAAUGGGUAUAUAUUUGUUUUUUGUUAAGUUGCCUAAUAAUUAUGCACAGUAAUAGUCACCUGCACACACAGAUAUCCCCUAACAUAGCUAAAACUAAAAACAAACUAAAAACUACUUCCAAAAAUAUUCAGCUUUGAUAUUAAUGAGUUUUUUGGGUUCAUUGAGAACAUGGUUGUUGUUCAAUAAUAAAAUUAAUCCUCAAAAAUACAACUUGCCUAAUAAUUCUGCACUCCCUGUAAUUAAGAUUCAUAAUAUUGUGCGUUUUAUUACUAAGGUGUUAUAAAACAUUGUGUUAAAGGAACAAGGGCCCACCUGCUACAUCCUGAGGUUUUGGUAUCUCCAGGAGUAGGUGGCUCCUCACAUGAGGAUUUAGCAUAGAUAUGCAUCUUAGUAUCAAUUCACCCUUCCACAACUGAAGUUGGCCGUACAUUUAUAGAAUGUGAAUACAAUGCAUUGUAUUUGCUGCCUAGGCUAAUAUGUAGCAGAAUGCAUGUAAAGCAUACAUUUAAUGCACUUUCAAACACAGUUAUUAUCAAAACGGCUCUAUACCAUCAUCUACUGACAUCAAGUAGUACUACAACAUUAUGGUCCUACCUUCUCUACAAUUUACAAUUGUGUAUUUAAAUUGUUGGAUCAACUUGAAGUGAACUCUAAAAAUAAAUGUAGGCAGUGCUAAUUUUCAAUUAACAUUCUGUAACCAUGAAGAUAUACCAGUAAAAAGAAAAUGUAAAAUAGUUUCUACAUAUACACAUCAAUAACAUUAAAUUAAAACACGUUUUGACAAAAAUAGUCCAGAGUUUAAUGAUACAUUUUAAUGAAAAUUAACUGGUAAAACGAGACAAAGCGGCUUCAAAGUGUUUUGCACAAAAGAAUGUUUGAACAAUUCUAGAACAAAUUGGUGAUAUCUUUAAUACACUUUAAUGGAAGUCUAGAGUGUGAAAGUGGCAUUUUACACCUGGGUUUGUUCAAAAAUCUACAGAGAUUGUAUAAGCAUGAAUCACUUUUCAUUGUAUCUUGAAGUAGGCGUUUUUAAUAAAAAUUAAGUCUUUUUUAGAACAUUACCAAUUAAUUACACAGGUGCUCUGGAUUUUCUUGUUGCACUUGUUCUGCUUUGUUUAUAACAUGGAUACGACAGUGACAUACAAGGCUGCCUGAUGUUACAGAGACAAAAUGGUAGCACCACAACCAUGUAAUAUAGUUAUGAGUGCAAGACUCAAACCAUUCUUUCAUCUUACUAACCCCAAAGAUUAGCAGACCUCUAAGCUGUAAACAAAUGCAAAACAAAAUUUUGAUAAACCUACUUGAACUAUCUAUGGUCUUUGCCAUAUCACAAGAUGAUUUAUAGAUAUUCUAAGCUACACCGAUAAGCCACAACAUGAAAAACCACUGAAAGAUGAAGUUAAUAACAUUGACUAUAUCAUAACAAUGGCACUUGUCAAAAGGGGGGAGGGGGGGAUAUAUUAGGCAGCAAGUGUACAGUCAGUUCUUAAAAUCCAUGUGUUGGAAGCAGAUUCAAAUUACUUUGACAAGGGCCAAAUUAUGAUGGCUAGACUAUGUGAUGAUAGAAAGGUGUUUAGAAUACACAGUGCAUCACAAUUUGCUGGGUAUGGUUCUGUGUAGCCACAGACCAGUCAGGGUGUCCUUGAUGACCCCUGUCCACUGCCGAUAGUGCCUACAAUGGAGGAAGGUUGCCUGGUCUGAUGAAUCAUAUUUUCUUUUAGAUCCGGUGGAUGGUUGGAUGCAUGUGCAUCCUUUACCCGGGGCAGAGAUGGUAGCAGGAUGCACUACGGGAAGAAGGCAGGUCAGCUGAGGCAGUGUUAUGCUCUAGGCAAUGUUCUGCUGGGUAACUUUGGGUCCUGGAAUUCAUGUGGAUGUUACAUGUACCAUCUACCUAGUACCAUCUACCUAUAGAUUGUUGCAGAACACGUACACCCCUUCAUGGCAAUGAUUUUCUCUGAUGGCAAUGGCCUCUCUCCGCAAAAUAAUGCACCCUGCCACACUGCAAAAAUAAUUCAGGCUUGGUUUGAGGAACAUGACAAAGAGUUCAAGGUGUUGCAUUGGCCUUCAAAUUCCCCAGAUCUCAGUCCUAUUGAGCAUCUGUGGGAUGUCCUGGAACAACAAAUAGGAUACAUUGAGGCUCUGCCUAACAACUUGCAGGACCUGCUGCUAAUGUCUUGGUGCCAGUUACCACAGGAUCAUUUCAGAGGUCUUGUGGAGUCCAUGCCUUGAUGCACCAGAGCUGUUUUGGCAGCAUGAGGGGGGUCCACACAUUCAAACAUUCAACAAUAUUUAGGCAGUGGUUUUAAUGUUAUGGCUGAUCAGUGUAUGUAUGGCAUCAUGUAAAAAGAAAACACAAAAACCUUAUAAAAAGAGAAACAACCAAAUCACACAAGACUUCCAGACUUGUUUAAGAAUGAGUUUGGGCAUCCACGUGACACUUUCUCCAGCUAUGUUUUUCUUUUGUUACAGAGGCACAGAAGAGACCGUGUACAGUGGCAAACUAGGACUGUUAUAUGGAAAAUCCAAGGCUUCUGCUGAAAAAUCAGUUCGACAGGCUAAUGACAGAUCGGUAAGAGUGUGAUGCUGUACAACUGACACGUUUCAAAUGUGUAGUGAAUAAAUGCAGCAGAUUAUCUGUUAGGACACUCUAAGCACUACAACCACUGCAGUUUGCUUUUGUAGUUUUAGUGUAAAGAGCAUUUAAAUGCUGUCUCCAUCCUUGAUUUGUGUCAAACCAUCUGCUUAAAGUAACAAUCAAAACCCUUAGAGCACUUCAGCUCACAGAAGAGUUCUAGGGAUUAAAAGAGCGCUAACCCCCCACCCCUCACCCCUCCUUUGUCACUUGGUACAAUUUUUUUUCAAGUCCUUUCCGAGAAUUAGGUAUUUCUGAUCUAUUGAGCCAUUAGUGAACUGACAGUGAAUGGUACUAACCUUCAUAUUUCUUCAUAUUCUUCUUACUACCCUCUCUUGCCAUCUUAAUUUUCAGACAAGCCAUGGAAAGAAAUUAUUCACUUGUGUUAUUCGACCAAGUAAUAUUUAUGGUGAAAAAACGCAGAAUUUGCUUGAGAGCUACAUCGCUGCAAAGUCAAAAAAUGGACGGAUAAAUUAUUUGGAACCCGAAAAUGUGGAUCAGUGCUACAUAUAUGUGGGUAAGAGGAAGUAUCAUAUAGCAAUGCCUUUAAUUUUGCAACAGCGAUCAAACACCAUUGAUUUACACUUGAACCCACCCUCUGAACUUCUCUACAUUAAGAGAGUUAAAACUUGUCAAUAAAAUAAAGUAUUGUACUUGUAAAAAAUUGUAAGUAGUGUACUUCAUCUCAUUUAAGUGAUCUGGUUGCAGUGUUCCUGUCCCUCUAAGUCAUGCAGUGUAAAACAUUCAAUUUUAGAUAUGCACCAUUGAUUUCUGUGGAUUUGUGCUGCAAAAAAAAACGUUUGUGCCACUUUGGUUCUGGAGAUAUUGCACAUUAUAAUUUAAAGGGAUUUUAUAGUGCCAGGAAAACAAACCAGCUCUGUGUACCUCUGUAAUCCUAACCUCAGGUGAUCUACUGGUAUUGCUGUACUUCUAUAAUCCUGACUUGUUCUCUCAUUAUGCUUUAUCUCUCUAUUUGCCUUUUAGCCUGGCCAAUUUUAAAGACCGGUUAUACAGUGUGUCCUGCUUUUCUAAAUUCAGCUUAGGUUAUGUGUUGCAGGGUAUUGUAAUCCUGACACUUCUGCCUUUGACUGGUAGACGAAUCAUGUAACCAGAAGAAACCUUAUAAGAAGCGUUUAAAGAGUGUUAAUCAAUUAUUAAAAAUACUUUACUAGGAAGUGCCUCUGCUGGCUGUCUGGUUGACUAACUCUCUGCUUGUCAGCCACAAGAGGCAUCCUGACUGGCAAUGCUACCUUGCAGCUUCUCACAAUUGGCAUUGUCAAACUGCUAACAAAGUUUUUGUACCUAAUCCACGCCAUUAAAGAAGCCCUGUCAUGUUUGUUUUGUUUUUCCAGUUUUACAUAUGUUUCUGUGACUUUUUUUUAAUGGAUAUCAGCAGCAUUUAGUAUAGGAGUUUCCAAUGGAUCAAGAGAAGAGGCAUUCGGGGUAAAAGAGGUCAAUCUUUGGGACAUUUGGCUAUGGGGAUGCUUAAAUUUUUCAGGUUCUUUUGGGGCUAAUGGUAACUUUUUGUUUGGUUUGAGUGUGUCUCAACAUUUAAAGGAAAAGUGUGCUCGGUCUUUGCUUGUAUUUCAAAUACUUUCUCAACAAUUUGUGGUCUUAUGCAUUUUUCUUACUUAAAAAAAAUAGGAUUUUUUUAUUUCGGUGAGGCUGGCAUGUUUUCAGUUGCCUUUUUAAAAAAUAUUUAUAUGUAAACCAUCUAACUGCAUUCUGUCCAUGUUGAUUAUAGGUAAUGUGGCCUGGAUGCAUGUACUUGCUGCUCGGCAACUGCAGAUGAAGCCGGAACUCCUGGGAGGUCAAGUGUACUAUUCCUAUGACGACACUCCAGUGAGGCAGAGAUACAAACUUCUUUAUGAAUUAUACACUGAUAUUGACCCAAGAAUUCAACUGGGCUCACACAUUCCUUACUGGAAGAUGUGGUUAAUUAUAUCUGUGUUUAAUUUGAUUGCAUUCCUUGUUAGUCCUUUUUGGACGUUAAAACCAUUUAUGAAUUUAGGCAUUUUGAAUUACAUGGUCACUACAUUUUCUUAUCAAACCGACAAGGCCUUCAGGCACUUUGGCUACCAGCCCAAAUAUAGCUGGGAGGAGGCAAAGAUCAGAACUUGCAAAUGGUUAAAAGAGGUCAUAUAG
This is a messenger RNA of Pelobates cultripes (western spadefoot toad), 15291 nucleotides long. The record is from the annotation of a GenBank genome assembly. NCBI's taxonomy places the organism in Eukaryota, Metazoa, Chordata, Amphibia, Anura, Pelobatidae.